Molecule: messenger RNA, 1701 nt
Organism: Anoplophora glabripennis (Asian longhorned beetle)
Lineage: Eukaryota; Metazoa; Arthropoda; Insecta; Coleoptera; Cerambycidae
Gene: Grd
Product: gamma-aminobutyric acid receptor alpha-like
Exons: 9
Coding region: 71-1423 (450 amino acids)
Biological process (GO): chemical synaptic transmission; signal transduction; monoatomic ion transmembrane transport
Cellular component (GO): synapse; membrane; neuron projection
Molecular function (GO): extracellular ligand-gated monoatomic ion channel activity; transmembrane signaling receptor activity; neurotransmitter receptor activity
Source: RefSeq, a predicted model, not a curated record
GAGUGUGGAGCUCGUAGCUCGUGACCUGUGUCAUGUUCGGGAAAGUCCGCCUGCAGUCAUAGAGGUCGACAUGAAUGUUAGAAGUAUGGGACCUAUAUCGGAAGUAGAUAUGACGUACUCGAUGGACUGUUACUUCCGUCAAUCGUGGGUAGACAAAAGACUAGCCUUCUCCCUGCACUCCAGCGAUACUCUGGCGCUCAGCAUCUCCAUGUUGGCCAAAAUAUGGAAGCCGGACACAUACUUCUACAACGGCAAGCAGUCCUACCUGCACACCAUAACCACGCCCAACAAGUUCGUAAGGCUUUUCCAAGACGGCAGGGUGUUGUACUCUUCCAGGUUGACCAUUAAGGCGGGGUGCCCAAUGAACUUAGAAGAUUUCCCCAUGGACGUGCAGAGGUGCCCCUUAAAAUUCGGAUCAUUCGGUUACACAAACAAAGACGUGAUAUACAAGUGGAAGGAGGACAGGCAGGUGGCUAUCGCUGAGGACAUGAAGCUGUCCCAGUUCGACCUGAUCGCCACUCCAGCAGCUAACCACACGGACAACAUGCCUAAUGCCGAUGCCAAAUCAGGUGUCUGCUCUAUUUUCCACAGCCCUCCGCAUCUUACACAAUAUUCAAUGCUUCUAGUCAGUUUCCAUCUACAGAGGCAUAUGGGAAAUUUUUUAAUACAAGUAUACGGGCCCUGUGUUUUACUGGUGGUUUUGUCCUGGGUUUCCUUUUGGCUGAACAGAGAAGCAACCGCUGACAGGGUUUCUUUAGGAAUCACAACAGUACUGACGAUGACUUUUUUGGGACUAGAAGCUAGAACAGACCUUCCAAAAGUGCCCUAUCCCACUGCCUUGGAUUUUUUCGUUUUUCUGUCCUUUUCUUUCAUCUUCGCUACUAUUAUUCAGUUUGCAGUAGUUCAUUAUUUCACCAAGUACGGUUCAGGAGAGUGUUACUUUAGUACUGACAUAAGCUCUGAAUCGGACAGCAGUGACGAUGAAGAAUGGACAUCUAUAGAAAGAAAAGAGUAUAUACCGACAUCAGCGGUACCUGAAUCAAACUCGAGGAAGACCAGUCCGUCGCCGUCCCCAUUCCGGAUUGCCAAAGACCCCCAGGUGGUGGAAGUGAUACCCUUAUCAGCGUGUUCCAUUCCAGUACCUCAAAGGAGGUCGUCUCAACCGUGGACCAGUUUGUCGUGCAUAGGCCGUCCAAAUUCGCAAACCUCGUUUAUCGCCCCCAGUGCGAUUAUAACUAAUCAGAGGAUAAGCUCACACAACCACAGUCAACAUCGUAAAAAGAAGAAGAGAGCACCUCGGUUCAAUUCCGUCUCCAAGAUAGACAGGGCGUCUAGAGUUGUUUUUCCACUACUCUUUGUCACUAUUAACUUGUUUUACUGGUACUGCUAUCUGUACAGAACUAACAGAAUCGCCUACAAAUAGAUAUAUUCGUUUGUGUAAUAGUGUAAACAAUAUGGACAUCUUGUAAGAAAAUCCCAAAUUGUUUUAAUUUUUCACUACAAGUGUGUCAUAAAAUGGUUUUGUUAGAAUCACAAUACUGAAAAAAAUGAACUAACUAACUAUGACGGUGUAGUGUUUAUACAAUAUCAUUUUUAUUUUCCGUUUAUUUAAAAAUAAUUUUCUAAUAAAUAAGUUCUAAAAACCAAUAAAAAAUUAUUACUUAGUGUGUGUCUAUUGCAAAAACACCAAACCAAACACAG